AUGGGGACCCGCUCUCGGGACAGCUCCGGGUCCCUUCCGAGCCGCAGGCCGCGGAGCACAGGGAGAAGGCUGCUUCAGGAGAAGACAUUGCUGUUGUGUCAGGCCCCAGAGGUAUGUGGUGCUCUCAAUGUCACUGUGACCCCAGGACCUGUGGUUGACUACUUGGAAGGGGAAAAUGCCACUCUCCUCUGCCAUGUCUCCCAGAAGAGACGGAAGGACAGCUUGCUGGCUGUGCGCUGGUUCUUUGCCCCUGAUGGCUCCCAGGAGGCCUUAAUGGUGAAGAUGACCAAGCUUCGGGUGAUUCAGUACUAUGGGAACUUCAGCCGUAUUGCCAACCAGCAGAGGCUGCGCCUGCGUGAGGAGCGUCGGGGAGUACUAUACAGGCUGUCUGUCCUGACACUCCGGCCAGCAGAUCAGGGGCAGUAUGUCUGCAAAGUACAAGAAAUCAGCAAGCACAGGAACAAGUGGACAGCCUGGUCCAAUGGCUCCUCAGCAACAGAAAUGAGAGUGAUUUCCCUCAAAGCUACUGAAGAUUCAUCAUUUGAGAAAAAGAAAGUGACAUGGGCAUUUUUUGAAGAUCUCUAUAUGUAUGCCGUCCUGGUGUGCUGCGUGGGGAUCCUCAGUGUUCUACUCUUCACCCUGGUCAUCGCCUGGCAGUCUGUGUUUCACAAGAGGAAAUCCAGAGCAAGACAUUAUUUGGUGAAAUGCCCUCAGAACAGCUCUGGGGAGACUGUCACCAGUGUGACCAGCUUGGCCCCGCUGCAUCCACAGAAGGGCAAGAGGCAGAAGGAGAAGGUAGAUGUCCCACCUGCAGUCCCUGCCAAAGCUCCAAUAGUCACCACAUUCCACAAACCAAAGCUGCUGAAACCACAGAGGAAAGUCGCCUUGCCAAAGAUCACUGAGGAAAACUUGACCUAUGCCGAGCUAGAGCUGAUCAAACCACCCCGUGCUGCCAAAGGUGUCCCCAGCAGCACCGUGUACGCACAGAUCCUCUUCGAGGAGAACCAGCUGUAGUGACACCUCUCCUCUGGCUGUCACCUGAGCUCCCACAUAUUUAUGAAAGAAAGGUCCUAUUUUUGUAUUUUCACUUGUGCCUUCAGUGUGGUGGGGAGCCCCGUCCCAUGGCAUUCAAAACGGUACACACUCUCCAGGAAAGAGGGGGCACAGCCUUUGGCCAUGUCUCCUCAGACAAGAGGUCCCUGACCUGAUCCUGAGGUGCAGGGACUCUGUUCCUGAGAGCAUCUGCUGAGCCAACCCUUAUCACCUUCUUCUCUUCUCCUGAGUCUUAAUUUGCUGAAAAUCAAGCUAAAUCUUAAUUUUAGUCUACCACCCUCACUGUGCCUGAGACAUCGAGCACCCAGUUUAUAACCACAGGAAAUGCCUGCAGAGGUCACAAAGAGAGGUGGGCUAUAUGGACUCACUGGUUCUGAGGCUUGGAUGGUAUUGCUGGGACACCCAGAGCUCAGCAAGCCCCUGAGGGUAAUGGCAAGCAGCUGCUUAUGAUGGCAUCCGUUGUUUUGAAUAGAUGCUCUGAAGCUGGCCAUUGGAAAGUGCUUGUCCCCUUUGGUGAAAUGGACCAGGACUGACAGGAAAACAUACUGUUCACUCUUUUCCAAAGACUCUAGUGUGGUGCCAGUGGGUACAUCACAUGAGAGAGUAAACUGUGCCAAACUCAGUCAGCUCCCACUCGGGGGAGAGCAGAGCCUCUCACUGUCCCCUCUGAAUAGAAGCAGAAGUACAAGCCAUGCAGGAAAGCUAUGCCCAGGAAGACUCAACAAUUGGCAAGUGUUUUGUCCAUCUCAGCUUUGGAUGUGAACUGUAAUGGUCUUGUGUACAUGUCAGGGACCUUGGGACAUAAGUCCAUGGGGAAGUUUCUCUGAAGACCUAAACAAUGUACAGAAAUGUUGGACUUUAUGGAAGUAGAUUCACUCUGCAAAAGUCAUCUUGAUAUCAGGAUGCUUUUUGAUGUAGGUGUACUCUGGUGGCCAUUUGCUAUACUCUGUAAACAUUGUUUGGCUAUGUAAUUUACAUGUAUAUAUGAUAAAUUAUCUAUUUUAAACACA
Messenger RNA from Cricetulus griseus (Chinese hamster), 2063 nucleotides. NCBI's taxonomy places the organism in Eukaryota, Metazoa, Chordata, Mammalia, Rodentia, Cricetidae. The record is from RefSeq and is a predicted model, not a curated record.